Messenger RNA from Alosa sapidissima (American shad), 715 nucleotides. It is a transcript of the gene mrpl35, whose product is annotated as mitochondrial ribosomal protein L35. The record is from RefSeq and is a predicted model, not a curated record. Gene Ontology annotation, biological process: translation. Gene Ontology annotation, cellular component: mitochondrion; ribosome. The coding region runs from base 10 to 579 and encodes 189 amino acids. Gene Ontology annotation, molecular function: structural constituent of ribosome. The transcript has 4 exons. Lineage: Eukaryota; Metazoa; Chordata; Actinopteri; Clupeiformes; Clupeidae.
UACGAUUUCAUGACACUCAAGAUGGCGGCCACCAUGGCGAGAUGUUUCCCUGCACUGGUCAGGCCGCUGUCCACGCGCAUGAGAAGCUGCCGUGUCUCCUGGUUAUUGAGAACUCACGCGACACCUCAAACUCGUCUCUUGUCUGACCUCUCACGCGGACCCCUUCAGAGGCCCGCGCGGAUCCCUGCAGCAGGCGGCGUAUCGACCGCGUCCUCGCAGAUUCCGCAGGGAGGUCUGCUGCGCCGUGUCCUCCCACUCCUCCCUGCUGUGCUGGCGCCCCCUAGCAGGAGUCUGACGUAUUACAGCCUGAAGUACGGCAAGCGCAAGACGUGCCGCUCCGUGCCCAAACGCUUCCUGCGGCUACACUGCGGCCUCUGGCUGCGCAGGAAGGCGGGCUACAAGAAGAAGCUGUGGAAGAAGCUGCCGGCCCGUAAGAAGAGGCUGCGUGAGCACGUGUUCUGCAACAAGACACAGAGCCACCUGUUGGACAAGAUGACCGGGCGCUUCUGGAAGAGAAGGAACUGGUACCUCAACGACCCCUACCUCAAGUACCAGGACCGUGUCAACCCCAGGUGGUGACACACACCAGUGUGUGUGUGUGGAGUCUUGGGGUCGGGGGGGCUGUAAAUAUCCAUGUUUGUGUGUAAAUCAACUUCUAUUGUCAUUGAGCUCAGUCAUGUCAAUCUGUCAUGAAUAAAGGAUUCAUUUAGCGUCA